Molecule: messenger RNA, 2322 nt
Organism: Botrytis cinerea B05.10
Lineage: Eukaryota; Fungi; Ascomycota; Leotiomycetes; Helotiales; Sclerotiniaceae
Exons: 2
Coding region: 393-1733 (446 amino acids)
Biological process (GO): regulation of transcription by RNA polymerase II
Molecular function (GO): DNA-binding transcription factor activity; RNA polymerase II cis-regulatory region sequence-specific DNA binding
Source: RefSeq, a predicted model, not a curated record
GUUAUCAUCAAGGUUUCAAGGAGAUAAGAAAGACAACCAACGUGUUGGUUUGUGUUGGUUUCUUUUCCUGCUCACUAGGUAUCUGAAUUCGCCAUCUUCUAUGAUUCUUCAUUCAUUCAAUUCAAUUCGAUUUGGUCCAAAAGUCUUAUCAUGUACAGCAUCUUCUUUCAACCACUCUUUUGUCCAAUUUGUUCAACAAUUUGAACGAGUGAAGAAGCACCAGAUUAUCUACGAAUCGUCCUGUUGUCGUCCUUCGUCCUUCUGUAUAAGGCCUUAACUCAUGCACAUAAUCAUCCUUCGACUUCGAAUUUGUUAUCUGAUACAUCACAUUCUGUUGCCGAUCUUUCGACUUGUCAAAUCCGGUGGAAAUUAAAGAUCUAUAUUGCGCCACAAUGGCUGACCUUGAUAUCAAAUUUCUAUUACAACAGAAGAAGGCUGAGAAACUCAAAGCUCUAGAAGCAGCCAGACCUACGGUACCGCAAGCUUGGGAUGCAAAAUAUAUCAAAACCAAGAAAGGCCAUGAUGGCGAAUAUGAAUCAGACACCAAUCUUGAUUCGGAUGCUGAGCUCCCCGCCAAUGCAGUCUCGCCUCAAGAACCAUUUGGAUUCGAUACUGAAUCACAAAGUCGAUCUUUGACCAAUCAAAAACCUUUGAGAAAGGACAAGCUUUCACAAUCAUCUACUAUACUCAUAUCAAUUGACUCCGACAAGCGACGAUUCUUUCGCCCCCUAGCAGAUGCUAUCACAUCAUCUAGUGGCAACCAGCUUGGUGAGAUAGUUUUGCGUUUGUGCGUUGAGUACCCCGAUGCUAGGGCAGUGGUUGAAUCUUUGCUUGCGGCUACUAGUGAUGAAAGUACUAUCGACAAUCCACGUCCAUUACUCCGCAGAAGCUCAAACUCGAAAAUCGAGCAAUCCCCACAAAACAUUACACCCAUCAAGAAAGCCUUGGAGAAUCCGUUGUUGCCAAUUGUGUUGAAUGGUGAAAAAGACGAACAAGCGCCAAUCAUCGCCAAGUCCGCCAGAGAUGAUCUAAAAUCACCACCAGCCGUACUUGCUGUUGUGGAGCCUAGUAGAAAACUUCCAUCACUACUUCAAACCUCUACCUCUUUAGAUAGAUCAGUCGUCAGCGAAAAGCGUAAGCGGGAGGAGCCUGCAGAUGCGCAGUCACAGAAGAAAGCAAAACCAUAUUAUGUCAUUCCUAAGCAUCCAAAGAAGAAUGUACCAUUGAGCGAAAACAAAGAUGCGAUUCAACCAUUAAAGUUGCUGUCGUCAAACUCUCCACGCACCUCCGAACACUCCAAACCCAAAAGUAUCCAUUCUUUGCAACCUGUUUCCAAUUCCGGCGACAAAAAUAAUGUUGGAGGAGAACCAUCUGAUAAACAUACUUGUUCAGUUUGUUAUCAAAACUUUGGUUUGAAUAGCCAUUUGGAGCGACAUAUGAGAUGUGUACAUAAAACAGAAGGAGAGCCAUUCGGAUGUUCGAUUUGCACCAAAAAGUACGCUCGUCGGGACUAUCUUUAUCGCCAUCUGACCACUUUCCAUACAACUGGUUUGAGGUGCAAUGCUUGCGGACUCUCAUAUGGAGAUGAAGACAUUUUAAAUACCCACAUGAGAUUUGAACAUGACGUACAGGCGGUCGAAAAUAAAAAGAUCAAGGAAUCCCCAAAGGCACUAGAUUCUGCUAAGAAGCAGGUACGUUUCCAAGAAGAUUCGAUGAAAUUGCGGAAGUCCUGAGUCUGCGAUAAGACACUGGACAAUCAUUUGAUUCGAAUCAUCUAUACAAGACCAUUUUAUUUGGGCUUUAUGUUUACAUCCACUACACACCAAUAACAUGAAUUACUGUGGUGGGCGAACCCGGUGGACUGAAUGUCGCAUAGGUUCGUCCACAUUAAUCUGUUUUACAGAUCUCAGUAGAGUCAAUCAAAAUUCAGAAGCGCAGUGCGCGAUCCCAGAAAAAGCCGCCUGCAUCUACGGCGGCUCUCACUAAGUUAAACAAUAGUCUGUUCAUUCUUUCCUUUUUCGAUUGCGUUCCAUCAUCAUGAUCAACUACUACUGCGCACUAAUUCUGUUGUACGCGGCUCCGAUAAUUAAUCAUGUUCGAUGUGUCAGACUGCAGAUAUAGGCUCGAGAUGUGCAGGGUUUGUGAUGUGCGGCUGCGGCUGCGGUCACCAAAAACUGCCAAUAAUAAGCACAAUGGAGGAUUAAUUGGGAAGGUAUGUGGUAAGCGUAUGCGGUGUGUGUUGCAACCGCGCUUGAUAGUGUAACAGCUGCUUAUUAUCGAAAUUGCGGUAACCAAAGAAUGAGAAGUUAACUAUACAUAACA